AUGAUCAAUAAACUAAAUGAUGGAGAUUUUGCGAAAUUCUAUGGCUUUUCGAUCCGUCAUCGAAAUGAUCCUUUUUUAUUUAUGCAACAAAUACGUAGAAAAGGAUGGGAUCAAAAAGACGAUAAUGAAACACUGGAAUGCUAUCGACAACUAUUGAAACAUGCAGAAUGGAUAUUGUUUGAAUUAAUUUACAAAAUCAAUCAAUUACGACUAAUAAUAACACCUUUAAAUAUGGAUUUAAUUGAUCAUAGAAUGAAGCUAUUGUAUCUGGAAUUUUUGUUAACAAUAUUGUUGACAAUAAUGCUGAAAAUGAGAGCACUUUCAAUGCAUAAAAUUCAAUUGCUAUUAGAGACUAAACAAAUAUAUUCAGAUUUGCUUAAAACUAUGAAAUUGCCUGAAAGAGAAUUUUUAUUGCAACUAGAUAAAUGUUGGUUAGAAGAUUAUAUGGCUAAAUAUGAUAAAUAUUUUGAUUCAAGGUCGGUUAUUCAAGGUUACUAUUCGAAACCCGAAGAAUUGAAAUUUCUAUCUGAAGAGUCCAACGCGUUGAUGUUCAAUUUUCGUUUACACAUUCUUCAAUCGAUGAAUACAGAAUUACAUCAUUUUUUUAAUAAGACAAAAAUUAAGCCGAAACCAAUUAAAGAAUCAAAUGUUAAACAACAUGAAGCACCUCGAUUACAAUUUAUUGAUUCAGUUUGUUCAACACCCAUAUUUUACUCUAAUGACGAUGAUAUUCAUUUUCAAGAUGAAGAUGGUUUAGCGUUGAAGAAGUCCGAACUUUUUGAUAAUGAUAUACAGCAAAUUACCUUGACUACGUCGCCAUUUUCUAAAUCGAUUCAUAAUUUAUUCAUAAAUAACAAAUCUUUUUGUGAUUGUGGUCGCCAUGAUUGUAAUGGAUGUUAUCCAACAUGUUUAACAUGUGGAGAAAAAAAAUGCUUCGCAAUUUGUCGAUCCAAUGUAUCUUUCAAUUAUUAUGAUGUAUUUUACCAAGCUCAAACUAUUGAUAAAUUUGACCCGUUGUAUUUAUCCAAUGAUUCUGAUAAUAAUGACAAUGGGAAUCAGCAACAGCAACAAGAAUGCACUACCGAUGAUGAUAAUAGUGCUGAAACGCCACUAGAACAAUUAUCACGAUCAAACAGUAUUGAUGAUGAACUUACUAUUCUUUCACCUGUACCAUAUGGGCCACAAAACAUUGACAAUUCUCCAUCAGAAUUUUUUAGUCAAACUUCCAUAAACAUUCUAUCUGGUGAUGAAAUUAAAUGUUUGAAUUUAUAA
This is a messenger RNA of Dermatophagoides pteronyssinus (European house dust mite), 1272 nucleotides long. RefSeq lists its product as uncharacterized. Lineage: Eukaryota; Metazoa; Arthropoda; Arachnida; Sarcoptiformes; Pyroglyphidae. The record is from RefSeq and is a predicted model, not a curated record.